AAACCAACUUGUUGCUAGGAGAACAAUUUGUAAAAGAUGAAUCGGAUAUUUUUUGUUAACAUAAGGUAGAUCGACAUUCUGAGCUGAGCUGUGUACAGCAUUGAGGUCUCCACAGCAUUCAUAUGAAUGUACACACACUCUAACAAUGGAUAUGAAAAGAAGAUCAUUUUUGAAGUGAAAAGUUGUCUAAAAGACGGUCCUCAAGCUAACACAUUAGCAUUCCCCAGUCUGCACAGAAACUCAUGGAUGUGUCAACAAUAGAUGAAGACGGCCUGGACAGUUUACAUCAUCAAUAUAAUAAAUUGGUCAUUGAUGAUAUGGUGAAGGGUCGACCAUUUAGUUUUGAUGCCAUUCAGAUUGUCCUACCUGUUACUUGGGGAAAGCUGAGUAAAUACACAUUUGACUGGUAUAACAACUUCAUUCACAAAUCUAGCUACUAUCUCAAUGUAUGUCAUAUGCCUGACUUCCGGGCCAAGAUCAGACUUGGAAUGUGUGCACCUGAGGUGCUGGAGACAAUGAGAGAAGUGGAAGUGAAAUCUUUAGAACUCAAACGUUAUUAUGAAACGUUAAUGGAGGAAAAAAAGAUUCAUGGACGUUUUAUACGAAUCAGUGGUAACACUGUCUGGGCCUCUAUAAUGGAGUUCUGUCGACUGGUUCACCCAACUAUGAUCGUUAUGGGCUCAAAAACCGUGGCCUUACCAAUGAAGUCGGUGGCCCCCGAUAUUGGUCCCAUAAAGAAAGGGCAGGCUAGCUUGGUGAGCAAUGUUACCAGCGAUGUACUCAUGCACAGUUCCAUCCCUGUCAUCACAGUGCGCAUGCCUAGCCCCGAGGAAACUAUCAAAGAAGAAAAUUCUGGAACAAACCUCCCCCCUACAGCGAAGCAGAGUAAGAAAAUGCUGAAGAAGUUCUCGACAUCAUCAUAAAGAAUUGUAGCAACACAAACUAGUUUGUUUUUUUUAAAUUGGCUUUUCGUAUGAACUUUUUGCCUCAACAAUUAAAGCAGCACACUGCAAUGGAACAGAAUUUAUAACAACUGAUACACACAUAUGUUUGGUAAAUGAACGUGACUAAGAUAAUUUUAUUUUUAAACAAAA
Molecule: messenger RNA, 1094 nt
Organism: Biomphalaria glabrata
Lineage: Eukaryota; Metazoa; Mollusca; Gastropoda; Planorbidae
Exons: 5
Coding region: 243-923 (226 amino acids)
Source: RefSeq, a predicted model, not a curated record